ACACCAACAUGAGCUGGCAGUACAGAGGUCAAAAAUAUAUAAUGUACCAUGGGACCACCAGGGAGGCUGCUAAAGCCAUCAAGCACGAAGGUUUUCGUCAGUCUGCAGGCGGGAUGCUCGGCCGCGGCGUCUACUUCAGCACAGACCCGGAGAACGCUAGCCGCUAUCCCCUCGGUCACCCAGAGUUUGACAAGGUCGUCAUUAUGGUUGAGGUCCACGUGGGGAGAGUGAUAAAGAUCGAUUAUCAUGGCCAUCCACUUCAGAAGACCUGGCAUGACCAUGGCUACGACACCGCCUGGGUGCCACCCGGGUGUGGAAUGGUGAUGAGCGGUUCAGGAGGGGAUUGUGUCUGGGAUCCCGAUCGCAUCAAGUACAUUAAAACAUUACAUAGCAGUGAUACUGACACCAACCUGAGCUGGCAGUACAGAGGUCAAAAAUAUAUAAUGUACCAUGGGACCACCAGGAAGGCUGCUAAAGCCAUCAAGCACAAAGGUUUUCGUCAGUCUGCAGGCGGGAUGCUCGGCCGUGGCGUCUACUUCAGCACAGACCCGGAGAACGCUAGCCGCUAUCCCCUCGGUCACCCAGAGUUUGACAAGGUCGUCAUUAUGGUUGAGGUCCACGUGGGGAGAGUGAUAAAGAUCGAUUAUCAUGGCCAUCCACUUCAGAGGACCUGGCAUGACCAUGGCUACGACACCGCCUGGGUGCCACCCGGGUGUGGAAUGGUGAUGAGCGGUUCAGGAGGGGAUUGUGUCUGGGAUCCCGAUCGCAUCAAGUACAUUAAAACAAUACAUAGCAGGUACUGUAUAAGCCCUAAUUUUAACCAUUAGGGACCCACCCUAUUCUAUUAUUGUUUAGCACGUUAAUGUGCUAAUGUGUAAACAUU
Molecule: messenger RNA, 883 nt
Organism: Micropterus salmoides (largemouth bass)
Lineage: Eukaryota; Metazoa; Chordata; Actinopteri; Centrarchiformes; Centrarchidae
Exons: 2
Coding region: 9-827 (272 amino acids)
Cellular component (GO): cytoplasm
Molecular function (GO): NAD+ poly-ADP-ribosyltransferase activity
Source: RefSeq, a predicted model, not a curated record